This is a messenger RNA of Paramecium pentaurelia, 595 nucleotides long. The record is from the annotation of a GenBank genome assembly. NCBI's taxonomy places the organism in Eukaryota, Ciliophora, Oligohymenophorea, Peniculida, Parameciidae.
AAUGUGCAUACCUUUUUAAUCUAUUCCACCACCUACAUAAGGAACAAAAAAAGCAGUUUAAAUGUUAUAAAUUUUAGGAGUAAGUUAAUUUGUGGUUGGCUUGAUUAAAUUAUUCGUUUUACAAUAAAUGGCAGGAUUUUAUGAUUUCUUUACUAUAUUCAUACUAUAUAUGGCAUGGGCAUAAUUAAAUUAUUGUAAUUGUGUGAUUGCUGUAUUUUACUUUUUAUAAAAUGUAUUAAAAUUUUACUUAUGUAGUUAUUGAUGAUUUUUAUAUUUUUUGGUAUGAAUGUUGAAUUGAGCAUUUCAUUCUUUUAGCCAACAAGAUUUGGAGUAACAUUUUUUAUUUUGUUUUUCUAUUAUAUUGGAGCAUGUUAUGUGGCAUUUUUGGCUUAUAGAGAGUUCAAAAUAUUAUAAUAUGAUUAAAUGGGAGGAUUGAUCCAAACAAAUCAAUAGAAUGAUUGGGGAUAAAAUACUAAUCAAUAAUAGUAAUAAUACUAAUAAUAACCAUACUACAAUUAACCAGCUUAACCUUAAUAAUAAGAGUAGAGAGGGUAGUUUUAAGCAUUUACAGGAAGAGGAGUACAAAUAGGUUGAA